Molecule: messenger RNA, 387 nt
Organism: Helianthus annuus (common sunflower)
Lineage: Eukaryota; Viridiplantae; Streptophyta; Magnoliopsida; Asterales; Asteraceae
Exons: 1
Coding region: 1-387 (128 amino acids)
Source: RefSeq, a predicted model, not a curated record
AUGCCUCAAACCGUUGGCAAAUACGAUGGUCUAGGUGACCCUGAGGACCAUCUCAAUCUAUUCAAAAGAGCAAGAGAGGUAGCCUGUUGGCCUAUGCCCCUCUGGUGCAAAAUGUUUGUGCAAACUCUGGUAGGCGUGGCUCGGGUCUGGUGGGAUAGUCUGCCCAUUGGGGAGAUUGAUAGUUUCGAGGAUCUAGAGUCCAAAUUCAUCUUGCAAUUUAGCCAACAACGCCGGCACACUAAAGAUCAAAACGAACUUCUCCACAUCCGCCGGCGAGACAAUGAAACGGUGGAAAGUUUCAUCGCUAGAUUCAAUAAAGAAAGCCUGGCAAUCCCAGGUGUCACAAAUGAUCUAGCGUGUGGAGCUUUCCUACAAGGAGUAAAUUGA